This is a messenger RNA of Laetiporus sulphureus 93-53, 675 nucleotides long. RefSeq lists its product as uncharacterized. The record is from RefSeq and is a predicted model, not a curated record. The transcript is spliced from 2 exons. Lineage: Eukaryota; Fungi; Basidiomycota; Agaricomycetes; Polyporales; Laetiporaceae. Bases 1 to 675 code for a protein of 224 amino acids.
AUGGAGCUUGAACCACAACCACCAUCUGCAUCGACUAGCACCUGGGGGUCCGUCCCUGGGUUCACUGUUUCUUCUGUUCCUUCUGAUGAAAUCACCUUGCAUACCUCCAACCUCACCCUGGCAAUGCAUCAGGCUGUCCAACCAUGGCAGUCGCAGGGUCCCUCUGAGAUGCUGCAUGACAUGGACUGCACAAUCGAUGCCACUUUCAUGGUGAACAAGGCCAUGCUCCGAGUACUCAACACUGCAUAUGCAAAGUACUGGAUGAACUCCAUCAUGAACCCCCUCAUGUUCCAAUGCUUUAAGAAAGCACUUGCAUCAUACAGUGGUACCACAGAGGCAGGCUCCCCCUCUGCUACUGCCCAACCACCUGCACCCACCUCAUCCUCUGGACCUGACCUCACAGUGGCCCUUCAGGACCUUCGAUCUGCCCUCGAUGCCAGGCUUGAUGCUCUGGAGACUCAAAUGGUGACUGUGACCCCCCCAUCACAGAUGAAGGCCCCCCCCUCCUUCCAGACCUCAGCUGCAACAUCUCGUCCAGCUCCUCUUAUGAUGACUUCGAACCCACCCACUUCCUCGAAGGCUCCUGGGCCCAAACAUGCCCCAGAGCCCUUGAGGUAUGUGGUUCAUUUUGCUGGCUCUGUGCUGGCACACCUGCUUCAGAUGCCCCCUGCCUAA